CCCACCAGAGCGGAGCGGCCGGAGCCGGGCAGCAGCCAUGCCACUUCCUGAUGUUAUGUUCUGCGCUCAGCAGAUUGAAAUUCCACCUGAGUUUCCGGACAUUUUAAAACAGUUUACAAAAGCUGCCAUCCGGACCCAGCCACGUGAUGUUCUUCAGUGGUCUGCUGCGUAUUUUUCAGCGUUGUCUAAAGGUGAAACCCUUCCAGUGAAGGAACGGUAUGAAAUGCCAGUGGCAACUCAAAAAAAUAACACUGGUCUUACACCAGGUCUUCUGAAGAUUCUGCACAAUCAGCUCUCUUCAAAGAUGAUUGUUGACGAGCUUGAGAUAAUGGAAAAAUGGAAAGACCUAGGAUUGCCAUUCCAACAACUACAAAACAUUCUGCAACUGGGCAAUUUACAGAAUGAGAUUGAAUGGAUGAAAUUCUUGGCACUUGCUUGCAGCGAUUUGGGUGGGACUCUAUUCAGUGCCUUGAAAUAUGCCUGUGAAAUCCUAACGUCUGACCCAACUGGAGGUGCUGCCCACAUCGAUUUUGAAACCUUCAAGUAUUUGUACAUCUACUUAGCAACGAUGGAUGAGGAAAUUACAGAGUCUGAAAUUCAUGCAACCCUUCAAGCUUUACAGGAAGAUGUGGAUAAGCAAGGUGGAUUGAUACAACCCAGAAACUUCAAACGACUUAAUAAAAAGCAACCUGAAGCAAAUGCAGUUCCAAAAUGACUAAACAUAAUCUUUUUGUUCCUGCAAGAUUAUGUUCAAUAUUGGUUAAAAAAAGUAUAACUUAACACAGAGAACAAGCAACAAUUUACCUCUCCAACAAAAAUCUUCAUAUAUUCCACACUGAUCAUUUUCAUGCUUAAUAA
Chiloscyllium plagiosum (whitespotted bambooshark) is the source of this 858-nucleotide messenger RNA. RefSeq names its product rhophilin associated tail protein 1-like (gene ropn1l). The record is from RefSeq and is a predicted model, not a curated record. NCBI's taxonomy places the organism in Eukaryota, Metazoa, Chordata, Chondrichthyes, Orectolobiformes, Hemiscylliidae.